AUGGGGUGGCUCGCUCCAGUCGUGAUUCGAGCAAAAAUUUUCAUCCAAUCCACGUGGCUGCAAGGAUUAGACUGGGACACCCCGCUGCCGCCAUCCGAAGCUCGAGAGUGGCAACGUCUUCUAAAAGAACUCCAUCUUCUAGAUCAGUUGCGAAUAAAACGCUGGCUCGGGACCGGAGCAGAUAAGACCACGCUGCAGCUUCAUGGCUUCGCCGACGCAUCCGAACGAGAAUAUGCCGCCGCAGUAUACAUCCGCAUCACUGAAAGGAACGAAACGUCAAUAAGGUUAUUGAUGGCCAAAAGCAAGGUAGCACCCGUCAAACAAGUGAUCUUGCCAAAGCUGGAGUUGUACGCCGCCACGCUACUCACCAAUUUGAUGCGACAUGUCAAACAAACGCUCGACCUGGCAACAUCAGACACAUACUUAUGGUCUGAUUCAACAGUGACUCUCCAGUGGAUUCGCGGUCACUCCUCACGCUGGAAGACUUUCGUCGCCAAUCGAGUCGCUCACAUCCAGACGCAGCUGCCUAAUGCACAAUGGAGACACGUAGCUGGUCGCGAUAACCCUGCGGACUGUGCAUCACGGGGUAUUAAUUCAAGCGAACUGAUCAAUCACGUUCUAUGGUGGACAGGACCUACCUGGUUAUCACAGAACGAAUCGGCCUGGCCAAAUUCCGAGAUAGAGAUCCGAGGAGACGACGUGCCAGAAAGGAAAGCCACGAGCCUGAUGACUGUGAACCGGGUCAUCGUCGAGCCAGAAAUCCUGCUCCGCUUCUCAUCACUGCAUCGCCUGCUACGGAUAUCCGCAUGGUGCCGUCGCUGGCUGCGCGCUUCAGAGCCGACUCACACUGCUGGAUUAACGUUGAGUCCGGAGGAACUUGACAUGGCACUCUUUCGUUGGCUUUGA
This is a messenger RNA of Nylanderia fulva, 906 nucleotides long. RefSeq lists its product as uncharacterized. The record is from RefSeq and is a predicted model, not a curated record. Gene Ontology annotation, molecular function: aspartic-type endopeptidase activity. Gene Ontology annotation, biological process: proteolysis. NCBI's taxonomy places the organism in Eukaryota, Metazoa, Arthropoda, Insecta, Hymenoptera, Formicidae.